UUACGCAAAUUGAUUUCGAUUUGACGUUUUGUCCAAUGCGGCACCGGUGCGGGGGCAUAAAAAAUGUAAACAAAUCGAUUGCAAAAGCACAUGUGUUCGCAGUUUGUGUACUGGUCGUGUUUUAGUUUGUUGUAAAAUACAACCUAACAAUCGCACAAAUGGACCAAAGCAAAGAGCCGACCGUUGCCAAAGAGGCGGUCCUGCAGGAAAGCUCCAAGCUGCCGGAAAACACGCCACAAAUCCGUGGUUACGAUUGGAACGAAGGCUACAGCUACGAGAAGCUGUUCAGCUCGUACACGCACAGCGGCUUUCAGGCGACAAAUCUUGGCAAAGCGAUCGAAGAAGUGAACAAGAUGAUAGCAGCUCGUCGUGUACCACUCGCGGAGGAUAAACUGGACCAGUACGAAGAGGAUGAAUUUAUCAAGCGAAAAAACAGCUGUACCAUUUUCCUCGGCUACACCUCGAACAUGGUGUCGGCCGGGGUGCGGGAAACGAUUCGCUUUCUAGUGCAGCACCGUAUGGUGGACUGCAUAGUAACGACGGCCGGCGGCGUGGAGGAAGAUCUAAUCAAAUGUCUCGCCCCAACGUACCUCGGGUCGUUCGAGCUGGCCGGCCGGGAGCUGCGCGAACGGGGCAUCAAUCGGAUCGGCAACCUGCUCGUGCCGAACGAAAACUACUGCAAGUUCGAGAACUGGGUCAUACCGAUUCUGGAUGAAAUGCUGGCAGAGCAGAAGAGCAAGGGCACACUGUGGACACCGUCGAGGGUGAUCGCCCGGUUGGGGGAGAAAAUUAACGACGAAUCGUCGAUCUACUACUGGGCGGCAAAGCAUCGGAUUCCCGUGUUCAGCCCUGCCCUGACCGACGGCAGCCUGGGCGACAUGAUGUACUUCCACUCGUUCCGCAAUCCGGGCCUGGUAGUGGACAUUGUGUCGGAUUUGCGGCGCUUGAACACGAUGGCUGUCAAGGCGGUCCAGUCGGGCAUUAUUAUCGUUGGCGGUGGCGUGAUCAAGCACCAUAUCUGCAACGCAAAUCUGAUGCGCAACGGAGCGGACUUUUCGGUGUUUGUUAACACGGCGUCCGAGUACGACGGGAGCGAUAGUGGUGCGCGUCCGGAUGAAGCCGUUUCGUGGGGCAAAAUUAAGAAGGAUGCAACGCCGGUCAAGGUAUAUGCGGAGGCUAGUUUGGUGUUUCCGAUACUGGUCGGGGAAACGUUCGUGAAAGAUCAUUAUCGGGAAAAUAAAACAAACGUUUCCACAUGAAA
Molecule: messenger RNA, 1261 nt
Organism: Anopheles gambiae (African malaria mosquito)
Lineage: Eukaryota; Metazoa; Arthropoda; Insecta; Diptera; Culicidae
Product: probable deoxyhypusine synthase
Exons: 3
Coding region: 159-1259 (366 amino acids)
Biological process (GO): peptidyl-hypusine biosynthetic process
Cellular component (GO): cytoplasm
Molecular function (GO): deoxyhypusine synthase activity
Source: RefSeq, a predicted model, not a curated record